Messenger RNA from Tribolium castaneum (red flour beetle), 1460 nucleotides. Its product is annotated as supervillin. Gene Ontology annotation, molecular function: phosphatidylinositol-4,5-bisphosphate binding; actin filament binding. The record is from RefSeq and is a predicted model, not a curated record. Bases 132 to 1391 code for a protein of 419 amino acids. Gene Ontology annotation, biological process: actin filament severing; actin polymerization or depolymerization; barbed-end actin filament capping. Gene Ontology annotation, cellular component: cytoplasm; actin cytoskeleton. NCBI's taxonomy places the organism in Eukaryota, Metazoa, Arthropoda, Insecta, Coleoptera, Tenebrionidae. The transcript is spliced from 3 exons.
AAACACUUUUAUGGACUAGCGUAGAUGGAAUAAAGUGGGAUUUGUAUCAGUGUUUUAAUCGGUUAGUUGAAGUCAAGCAAGAUUUAAUUACACUUGUGGUUUUCUUGUGCGAUAAACAUUCGCGGAAAGGUAUGGCAAAUGCAGAUUCUGUUGAAGAGUUGCUUAAAAAAACGCCAAAAGAGCCAGAUUUUGUAAUAGACGGCAUACACUUUGGCCGAGGUGGUUCCUACUACGACGAAAACACCUCCACGCAUUUGAGACACAAAACGACCGAAGUGAAAUGUUGGCGAAUCGUUGGAGAAAAGUUGGAAGCGAUUGAAUCAAAAAAUGAAUUUUUUUCUUCCGAGACUUAUAUAGUACGGUGGAAAUCAAACACGGAAUAUUUACGGUUUGAGGAAGUUUUGAGUACAAGGGAUAAUGAGAUUUAUUUCUAUUGGAAAGGAGAAGACGCUCCUAAAGGACAUUCACCGUUGCCUGAAUGUAUAGAGAAGGACAAUCCGCCGGUUGAACGAAUUGUCCAAUGGGCUGAACCACCGGCUUUCCUUCAGCUAUUUUCGGGAAAGUUUGUUGUUCACAUUGGAAAACACAGUUUGUUAAGUAAGGCCCCUCACUUGUACAUCCUCAGAGGCGAGCUCGAGGAGGAACUACAUUUAUAUGAACUGCCGCUAAAGCGAGGAAAUCUUCGGAGUAGAACCUCAUUUGUGGUUUUUAACCCCGACGAAAAAUCAUCCAUUAUUUGGCACGGAAAAAACUCAAACGCGCAUUGUAAAGAAUCGAUCCGAAAAGCGACCGAAAAAAUAUUUGGCCCCAAAUAUACCGAAAUUACCGAAGGAUCUGAAAAUGACAAACUCAUUUAUUUAGUAGAAAAUGAAGAUUGUUUUAAUGCCCCGCUCAAACUUAUCGACUAUACGCCAAGAUUGUUUUAUUUCAAUAAAAUCACGGGGAGUUUUUUAACCACUGAAAUAGACUGUAGUCACAACAGUUCGCACAUAACUCCGUUUCCGUUUCUUCAGUCACACCUGUAUACUCCGGAGCAACCAGCAAUUUUUCUCUUGGACGACAACGACGAAAUUUGGAUCUGGUACGGGUGGGAUCAGGACGAGGAUGACGGCUUUAAAACUGAGUGCUUUAUCAUGGCCAUUAAUUAUGCCAAACAGAAGAGCAAAAAUAUCAAGCGCUUGGUCAAGCUUCAGAAAGUGAUUGCCGGUUUUGAGCCGGAUUCAUUUACGCAUUUAUUUCCCGUUUGGCAAAAAAGACAAGACAUCGCACAACUACAAGAAAAGGUUGGUAUUGAAGAUAGUGCUUUUUCGUUUUGUUGUAAGGCUGGUGUGUUGCUAAGUGCAAAUCCUUUGAUUGAAGUCAUCUCGCCAGAGGAGGCUCCAGACACAUAACCCAAAACAGUUUGUUAUAUAUUGCAUAAAAAUGGUGAUAAGGGUUUAAUUAUAGUCGUAUUUAUGCGA